Messenger RNA from Acanthosepion pharaonis, 969 nucleotides. The record is from the annotation of a GenBank genome assembly. NCBI's taxonomy places the organism in Eukaryota, Metazoa, Mollusca, Cephalopoda, Sepiida, Sepiidae.
AUGGGUCUUUGCAUCUACCACUUUCACUCUAAAAAUAGCCCCUUUCAUCUAUCUCUUUCUUGCCAUAAAAGAUUGACUCUCAUCUACUCUUAUGACAGUAGCCCCUUUCCUCUAUCUCUUUCUCUCUCAGUAGCCCCUUGCCUCUAUCUCUUUCUUUCUCAGUUCCCAUUUUUUUUUUCUCUCUCUCCUCUCAGUUUGCCUCUAUCUCUUUCUCUCUCAGUUCCCCUUUCCAGGACAAUGCCCCCUUUCCUCUGGGUCCUCUCUGUUCCCCAUCUACCACUUUCACUCUUAGUAGCCCCUUUCAUCUAUCUCUUUCACUCUCAGAAAUCUUUUCUUUCUCAUCUCUCUUCACUCUUAGUAGCCCCUUUCCCUGUCUCUUUCUCUCAUCCUUUCAUCUAUCUCUCUCUCCUCCCUUUCAGUAGUGACCCCUUGCCUCUCAUCUCUUUCUUUCUCAUUCCUCUUUCAUCUAUCUCUCUCACUCUCAGUAGCCCCUUUCCUCUAUCUCUUUCUCUCUCAGUAGCCCCUUGCCUCUAUCUCUUUCUUUCUCAGUUCCCCUUUCAUCUAUCUCUCUCACUCUCAGUAGCCCCUUUCCUCUAUCUCUUUCUCUCUCAGUUCCCCUUUCAUCUAUCUCUCUCUCUCCUUCUGGUUUUCUCAGUUCCCCUUUCAUCUAUCUCUCUCAUUCUCAGUAGCCCCUUUCCUCUAUCUCUUUCUCUCAUUCUUUCAUCUAUCUCUCUCACUCUCAGUAGCCCCUUUCCUCUAUCUCUUUCUCUCUCAGUUCCCCUUUCAUCUAUCUCUCUCACUCUCAGUAGCCCCUUUCCUCUAUCUCUUUCUCUCUCAGUAGCCCCUUUCAUCUAUCUCUCUCACUCUCAUAGCCCCUUGCCUCUAUGUCUUUCACUCACCUUAAUCCAUUUCAUCUAUCUCUUUCACUCUUUUAUAGCCCCUUUUAUCUAUCUCUUUCACCCUCAAUAG